UGGGGGCGGAGCCAGGAGGCGGCGUACAUAAGGCCGGGCGCCCGGUUACCCCCCUCACUCGCACGUUAGGAGGCUCUGGUCGUUUCGCACCGUCGUCUUCCUGCCUGCGUCAGGGACCUGCCCUACUCAGUGUAAAAUAGGAGGGAGGGGUGAGCGAUGAAGCCCUGGAGGAUCUCAGUGAGGAUUUCAACGAUUUGCCACAGGCCACCAUGGCAUCAGAUGAAGGCAAGCUCUUCGUUGGAGGGUUGAGUUUUGACACCAAUGAGCAGUCGCUGGAGCAGGUCUUCUCAAAAUAUGGACAGAUUUCUGAAGUGGUGGUCGUGAAAGACAGGGAGACCCAGCGGUCACGGGGCUUUGGGUUUGUCACCUUUGAGAACAUCGACGAUGCCAAAGAUGCAAUGAUGGCCAUGAAUGGGAAGUCUGUGGACGGGCGACAGAUUCGAGUUGACCAGGCUGGCAAGUCAUCUGAUAACCGAUCCCGUGGGUACCGAGGUGGCUCUGCUGGGGGCCGGGGCUUCUUCCGUGGGGGCCGAGGCCGGGGCCGUGGUUUCUCCAGAGGAGGAGGGGACCGAGGCUAUGGGGGGAGCCGGUUCGAGUCCAGAAGUGGAGGCUAUGGGGGCUCCAGAGACUACUACAGCAGCCGGAGUCAGGGUGGUGGCUAUGGUGACCGGAGCUCUGGAGGGUCCUAUAGAGACAGCUACGACAGUUAUGCUACACACAACGAGUAAAAAUCCUUCCUGCUCAAGAUCGUCCUUCCAAUGGCUGUAUAUUUAAAGAUUUUGGGAGCUUCGCUGAAUCGUUAAUGUGUAGUGAACACACCUCCUUGUACCCACUUUUGUAGUCUAAUCAGUUCUGAUCUUGUCAAACACAGCCUGACUGCUUCUGACCCCCGAGAUGGCUUCAAUACUAGACUUUACUUUUUAAGGAAACACUGUCCGUUUUUAAGGGUUUUAAAAACGUUUUUGAAAAGCACUUCAGAUUUUACUUUUUUCUUUUUACCAUGAGCCAUGAGUUUUUUAGAAAAUCAUCGGGGGUUGUGUGGGUUUUUUUGUUUUUGGUUGUGUUGUCUUUUUUACUUCUCUUUUUAGUGGGGUUGGCCUGUUGAAGUUGGGUCCUCCGAUUCAAACCUCUUUGAGAUUGGACGGACUCUGAGUCUGCUCUCUGUUGGAAGCUGAGGGAGCUGUGGCUUUUUUCCACCUUAAUGUACCGUUUCUGAGUGUAGCAUGGUAGGACCUGUCCCAGGUCCCAGGUGGCAGCAGAGGUGCCUUGCCACUUGGGCCCGGCCUGUACGGCCCAUCUGCUGUGUAUGACUUACAGUAGACUUGGAGAUGUCCCCAAGAGGUUCUUGAAAAUGUUUAUUUAUAUUGUCCUUUUUUACUGGAAGACGUAUGCAUAUCCCAUUGAUGUUGUAUUUGAAGUGGUUAAGGAAUUCUUGUACACAGUUUUUUUUUUUGGCUUUACGAAGCAGAUUAAAAAACCAUCUGAAAUGAA
Molecule: messenger RNA, 1491 nt
Organism: Myotis lucifugus (little brown bat)
Lineage: Eukaryota; Metazoa; Chordata; Mammalia; Chiroptera; Vespertilionidae
Gene: CIRBP
Product: cold inducible RNA binding protein
Exons: 7
Coding region: 210-728 (172 amino acids)
Biological process (GO): positive regulation of mRNA splicing, via spliceosome
Cellular component (GO): spliceosomal complex
Molecular function (GO): RNA binding
Source: RefSeq, a predicted model, not a curated record